Messenger RNA from Maudiozyma saulgeensis, 2217 nucleotides. The record is from the annotation of a GenBank genome assembly. Lineage: Eukaryota; Fungi; Ascomycota; Saccharomycetes; Saccharomycetales; Saccharomycetaceae.
AUGUUUAGCGGUAGGUCUAUAACGGAGCAAACUAUUCAGGACGGCUCAGUUCAUAACUUAGCGAUGUCCAGUUCAACACAACAAGACCAACAGCUAGUAACUCCAUUACGCCCCAGGACUGUUAUUUUAAAAGAUGGUGAAACAGUUGCUACAAUGUAUCCCAUUCCUUCAUUCCCACAACUACUUCCACCAGAAUUACUUCAGUUUUUAUUGGACGAAUUUAAUAUGGAGAUAGAAAAAGGUGAUAGUUUUCCUUACUAUGAAACAUUAACCAUGGAAGAAUUUCAAGAUGUAUGGUUUAAUAGAGAUGGGCAUAUCUGUAUUAUGGUACUAGGAGAAAUUCCAGAGCUAGAUUAUAGUGCCGAAGAUAUAUAUCCUCGCAGUGAGAGUGCUGAAAAGGGUUCAGUGACAACUAAUAAUAAUGUCGACAAUGAAAAGAACUCUGAAACUUACCUACAAAGAAAGAAGUUACGUAAUUUUAAUUUCAAGAUACCUUGGGAGAAACAAUGCUUAGGUAUUUUCCAACUACAGCCUGCAUAUCCUGGUAGAUCAUCACAUGUAGUGACUGGGACAUUUUUGGUAAACGCUGGUAUUAGAGGUAAAGGUAUUGGUAAAACUCUUUCAGAAAUAUUUAUUGAAUGGUCUAAGAAGCUAGGUUUUACGUCGUGUUGUUUCCCAUUAAUAUAUGGUACAAAUGUCGGGAUUAGAAGGAUUUUAGAGGAUUUGAAUUUUAGAAGAGUGGGUAAGCUUCCAGAGGCUGGAAUUUUGAAAGGUUAUGAUGUUCCUGUGGACUCCUUCAUAUAUGCCAAAGAAUUCACCCAUAUCAAAAGAAGUAUCGAUUUACUUCGUGAUCCUGAAAAGACUAACGAAAUCGCAAAAUAUGAACGAUUGCGGUACUACUUGGAAACGGGAGAAUAUCCGUUACAUUGUGACAGAAGUGAAAAGGCUCGUUUGCGUGUCAGUGCCAAGAAUCAUAAUUUACAAAAUGGAAAACUGAUGACGAAAGGUAGAGAGGUUGUUUACGAUCCAGUCAAACAGCGACAAAUUGCCUUGGAAACACAUAAUGUCAUGCAUGAAGGCAUAAAUAAAAUAACGUCCAAAAUUGCCAAAAAAUAUCAUUGGAAACGGAUUAAGCACACUGUCUCUGAAGUUAUUGCACAAUGUCAGAAGUGUAAAAUGAGAUACCCUGAUGAGAAUGGUGUUAUUGUCACUGCUGGUGAAGCUCCAGUAGCACAGGCCCAUAUGCUACCCUCUCAUGCUAUAAAUACAGAUGAAAUGAUGAAUAAGUCCGAAGUGCAUAGUGGGACCCGUACAAAUGAAUCUAAUAUAAGAGUUGGAACUAGCUUACCGACUAUUGAAAACACAAAUGGCCGUAAGAGAUCACAGAGUAUUUCUGAAAAUGACAAGGAUGUUACCCGUGAUACUACACACGUACUAGAUACUACUAAAUCGAAGCAAGCAAAAUAUGAUACUCCUCAAAAUGGAUACACAACUUUAAAUACUACUAACACAUUCAAUAAAUUCAUUGCUGAUGAGAUGAAUAGACGUAGAACCAGUUAUAUUGAUGCAGCUACGAAAGUUCUAGUGGACAUGAACGAGAAGAAUCCUCAGGGAGCUCCUAUAACGAAUACAGGCAAAAGUAGUAGUGAUAACAUCAUGAACGAUGCAAUGUUGAAUUUGGAAGAUAAUGUCAUGGCAGCAUUGGAGAUUGUACAAAAAGAGCAAGCAGAACAACAGCAGACAGAAGAUGAAGCAUCAAUGUUACGACGCCAACGUGAGAACGAACAAUUCUUAUUAAGUUUUGAUUUUGAUGCGGCAUAUCAUGAAGAAGAGGAUGAAGAUUACCAUGAUGAUGACGAUGACGAUGACGAUGAAGAUGAUGAUGACGAUGAAGAUGACGAAGACGAGGAGGGUGACGAAAUAUAUGGUGAUAGAGCCGCUAACGGGAGUAAUAUUUCCAACGAUAUCGACUCUGCUGUUCAAAACAAUAUUUCUGAUGAUUCUAAAAGAUAUGAUAAAUUCAUUAAUGAGAGAAAGAAGAUGUUACAAGAAAUACAAGAGAUUGAGAUUGAGAAUGCUAUAGAUGAUGAUAACCCGAAUGAUGAUGACAUAGAAGAUACGAAACAACGUGAGUCACAAGAUAUACCGACAGAUAUUGACCCCAUAGUGGAUUCCGAUAAAGCUCCUAACUCCAUGAUAUACUACCAUGGUAUGUGA